This is a messenger RNA of Hydra vulgaris (swiftwater hydra), 2223 nucleotides long. RefSeq names its product U4/U6 small nuclear ribonucleoprotein Prp3. Gene Ontology annotation, cellular component: U4/U6 x U5 tri-snRNP complex. The record is from RefSeq and is a predicted model, not a curated record. Lineage: Eukaryota; Metazoa; Cnidaria; Hydrozoa; Anthoathecata; Hydridae. Gene Ontology annotation, biological process: mRNA splicing, via spliceosome.
UUAAUUUAGAGCAAAAGUAUAUGCAUAUAACUAUAAAUCAAAUUAUAGACUAAAUAAAAUGGCAACUUUAAGUAAGAAAGAUAUUGAUGAUCUUCAGCCAAUCAUUCGAGAAACGGUUUCAAAAAGGUUAGGUUUUCCAGAAAAAGCUGUUAUGAGAGCUGCAUUGUCAUGUAUAGUUGAUAAUUUAGACAAUGAACGGUCAACAGAAAAAAUGGCUUCUCUCUUAGGAGAUGAUCUUGCUCCACGAUUUGUUGAAGAACUCAUGAAUAAUGUAUCUAAAUUUAGAUCCUCAGCAAUUAAUCGUAAAAGAUCUGCAGAAGAUGAAGAUACCCAGCAAAAAAAAGCAAAAUUAAACAGAUUAAAUGCAUUGAUAGAUGAUGAACCCCUCCCUCCUACUUUGCCAGAAACUGCACCAGAUAAAGAUCAGUUACUAGAUAGUGCAUCAAAUAUUAGUGAAAUAGUUGCUUCUAUGAAACGGCAGAUAGAACAGAGAAAAAGAAUGCUAAUUAAUUCUGGAGUUGCACCUGCCCUAAUUGAAAACCAGGAGCGUAUUGACAAAAGAUUGAGAGAAGAGCAGGCCAGGGAAAAUCUCUUGAAUCAAUUUACCGAUAAACAGAGAAGAGCUGCAGAAUUGCAAUAUAGCAUACAGUCAAAACUUUCUGGAAAACUAGGUCUUUUGAGUGGAUUUAGCAAACUUCCAAUUAAAACUGCUGCUGAGAUGAAUGCAAUUCCAAUCACUGAAAUGACACGACCAGCUGCUGUUGUAUUAGAUGAUCAAGGUAAUGCUAUUGAUCAAGCAACAGGUCGUCAGAUACAAAUUAUACAAAGAAUGCCAACUCUAAAAGUUAAUAUACGAGAAAAAAAGAAAGACAUGUUUAAUAUGACUGACAUGGUAAAAGAAGAAGAAGAAGAACGUAAACACUAUGAUCCUCGUGUUGGAAUUGUUCCAGCACAGCGUGGUAGAAGAAAUUUUAAUUUUCAUAAGGCAGGAAAGUUUCAACUUCUUGCACAAAAAAUGCGAGCAAAGGCACAAAUGGAAAAGUUACAGAAGCAAAUUCAAGCUGUUGCCAAAAAAACUGGGAUUUCUUCUGCAACAAAGUUAGCUCAAGUUGCAAAACAAAAAGCUCAAGAAAUGCAACAUGUUCCCGAUAUAGAGUGGUGGGACAUAGCAAUUCUUCCUAAUCAAGAAUAUAGUGAUUUUGAUAGAGAAUUAAAGCCUGGUGAAGAGCGAUUUAUAAACAUCACUCGAUUAGUAGAGCAUCCCUAUGUUAAAGAUGCUCCUUGUGCACCCAAAAACAAUGUGCCUAUGCCUAUAUUUCUUACAAAGAAAGAACGAAAAAAGAUUCGGACACAGCGCAGGCGUGAAAAUGAAAAAGAAAAGCAAGAAAAAAUUAGACUUGGAUUAGAACCACCUCCUCCUCCAAAAGUGAAAAUUUCCAAUUUAAUGAGGGUGUUGGCAACUGAGGCAGUACAAGAUCCCACUAAAGUUGAAGCGCAUGUUCGAGCACAGAUGGCAGCUAGGCAAAAAAAGCAUGAAGCUGCAAAUGAAGAAAGGAAGCUUACAAAAGAAGAACGUGCUUUAAAAAAAGUAAAAAAACUAAAAGAAGAUUUAAGUACUGGUGUCCAUACUUCUCUGUAUAAACUUCUUAAUAUUUCAAAUCCAGCUAAAAAAUUUAAAGUUGAUACAAAUGCUCAGCAACUUUAUCUGACUGGGUGUGUGAUUAUAACUAAAGGAAUGGCUCUUGUAAUAACUGAGGGUGGACCUAAGUCUCAAAAAAAGUUCAAAAAACUAAUGCUAUCACGAAUUAAAUGGGAAGAAGAUUCUGCACAAGGAAUGCGACAAGACAAAAUUGAUAAAAAAAAUAAUGAAGUUAAUGUAAACAAAAAAAAGAACGAGUGCAAAUUAAUAUGGGAGGGUACCAAUAUCAAAAAAACAUUUACUGAUUGGAGGUUUCAUGUGUUCAAAACAGAUCCAGAAGCUCAUGACUUUUUAAGGAGAUCAAACGUUGAGCACUUUUGGAAUUUAGCAGCUAGUCAGACUGUUCUUGAGGAAGCAGACUCAUGAAUUAUAGAAUUUUGUUUUUUAAAAAAAAAAUUAUAAAUCUCAAAUGUUUUUAUUAGUUUUUACUUUUUUAUUUAUUUUGUAGUUUAUAGUGUCCAUUUUUUAAGGAUGCUGCUAUGGUCCCAUUAACUCAAAAUAAAUUGUGUAAAUUUCUUAGCUUA